CUCCCCCUCUCGGCCUCCGGCGGCACUGCCGGCUGAGCCGAAGCAAGCCGAGCGGCUUCGUUGCUGCAGUGGAGGCGGCGGGCGAGGCCUCCUCCCGGGCAGGGCAGGCAGGCAAGGCAAGAGGGAGCGCGGAAGGAGGAGGAGGACCCCCUCCCGGGAAGGAAGCAGCAGCUGCAACACCGACGCCGGGUUCAAGGUGGCAAGAACCAGGACAGAUUCUUCAGCAAAGGGGGCUCCCGAUUGCCAGCUCUUCCAUUUCCGUCUGAAUUUUUUUUUUGGCAAACUUUGGAACCUUUUGUAAGCGAAGCCCCUGCAACAGCCAUCCCUGCCCAGCCCUUUCCUCCACCUGCUGCUCUGCCCAUGAUGCCGUCCAACGGGCCCGUUGACACCAGCAGCCCCGGUGCCGACCGGGAGUCAUCUGAUGCCCACAAGCAGGGCGAAGAGGAUCCUGACGAGAAUCGGAACAAGGACGAGAAGCCAGACCCAGGGAUCCCCGUGAGAAAAGCAGGGCGUCCUGGGAGGAAGCGCAAGCAGCCGGUGGUGGAGAGUGGUGAAGCCCCCAAAGACACAGCCUCAGCACCAAAGUGCCCCCUGCCCACCCACAAUACCAGCCCCGUGGAACAAGUGCCCAACGGCGAUGCAGGGAUGGGCAGCCCCGAGAACAGCAGCACCACUGACCUGAAGGGCCGGCAGCCGAGCGAGAAUGAGCCCAGCAGCCUCCCAGACGAGGAUAUGGGGGGACAGGCCCUGGAAAAUGGGCGCUGCACCCCCAAGGACAGCCCUGACCCACCUGCCAGCGAAGGCAAAGGAGAGAAGGAAGAGAGCCAUUACAACUCUUUGAAAAUGGAGGGAUCCCGAGGCCGCCUGCGUGGAGGGCUGGGCUGUGAGUCAAAUCUUCGCCCUCGGCCGAUGCCACGCCUGACCUUCCAGGCUGGGGACCCCUACUACAUCAGCAAGAGGAAGCGCGAUGAGUGGCUGGCGCGGUGGAAGAGGGAGACUGAUAACCCAGCGGCAGCUCAGCUCGACAAGGCUGAGAAGAAAGCCAAGGUCAUUGCUGGGAUGAACGCAGUGGAGGAGAUGCCGCGGAGCAAGCCCCAGAAGGAGGAGGAGGCCAGCCCACCCGCCUCGCAGCAGCCCACGGACCCCGCCUCCCCCACCGUGGCCACCACACCGGAACCUGUGGGGCCUGAGGCCGUGGACAAGGGCAUGUCGAAGUCGGCCGACGAUGAGCCAGAAUACGAGGACGGCCGGGGGUUUGGGAUUGGGGAGCUGGUCUGGGGCAAGCUGCGUGGGUUCUCUUGGUGGCCAGGCCGCAUCGUUUCCUGGUGGAUGACCGGCAGGAGCCGAGCCGCCGAGGGCACGCGCUGGGUCAUGUGGUUCGGCGACGGGAAGUUCUCUGUGGUCUGCGUGGAGAAGCUGCUUCCGCUCAGCUCCUUUGCCAGCGCCUUCCACCAGGCGACGUACGGCAAGCAGCCCAUGUAUCGCAAGGCCAUCUACGAGGUGCUGCAGGUGGCCAGCAGCAGAUCAGGCAAGGUCUUCCCUUCCUGCCCAGAGAACGAUGAAACAGACACCUCCAAAGCGGUGGAGAUCCAGAACAAGCAGAUGAUUGAGUGGGCCUUAGGGGGCUUCCAACCGUCAGGCCCCAAGGGCCUAGAGCCACCUGAAGAGGAACGCAACCCCUACAAAGAAGUUUACACAGAGAUAUGGGUGGAGCCAGAAACGGCGGCCUACGCCCCUCCUCCCCCAGCCAAAAAACCAAGGAAAAGCACAGUUGAAAAGCCCAAGGUGAAGGAGAUCAUCGACGAGUGCACCAGGGAGCGUCUUGUUUACGAGGUCCGACAGAAAUGCAGGAACAUCGAAGAUAUCUGCAUUUCCUGUGGAAGCCUCAACGUCACCCUGGAACACCCUCUCUUUAUUGGGGGAAUGUGCCAAAACUGCAAGAACUGCUUUUUGGAAUGCGCUUACCAGUAUGAUGACGAUGGCUACCAAUCCUACUGCACCAUUUGCUGUGGUGGCCGUGAAGUCCUCAUGUGUGGGAACAACAACUGUUGCAGGUGCUUCUGCGUGGAGUGUGUGGACUUGCUGGUGGGCCCCGGUGCUGCUCAGGCAGCCAUCAAGGAAGACCCCUGGAACUGCUACAUGUGUGGCCACAAGGGUAUCUACGGCCUGCUCCGGCGGCGAGAAGACUGGCCUUCGCGCCUCCAGAUGUUUUUUGCCAACAACCACGACCAAGAGUUUGACCCACCAAAAGUUUACCCACCGGUCCCUGCUGAGAAGAGGAAGCCCAUCCGGGUGCUCUCACUUUUUGACGGCAUCGCCACAGGUCUGCUGGUGCUGAAGGAUUUGGGCAUCCAGGUGGAACGCUACAUUGCCUCCGAGGUGUGUGAAGAUUCUAUCACAGUUGGGAUGGUCCGACACCAGGGCAAGAUCAUGUAUGUUGGGGACGUCCGCAAUGUCACACAGAAACACAUACAGGAAUGGGGGCCCUUUGACCUGGUGAUUGGAGGGAGCCCCUGCAACGACCUCUCCAUUGUCAAUCCUGCCAGGAAAGGCCUUUAUGAGGGGACAGGACGCCUCUUCUUUGAGUUCUACCGGCUCCUGCACGAGGCCCGGCCCAAGGAGGGAGACGAACGUCCCUUCUUCUGGCUCUUUGAGAAUGUGGUGGCCAUGGGCGUCAGCGACAAGAGGGACAUCUCUCGCUUCCUAGAGUCCAACCCAGUGAUGAUCGAUGCCAAAGAGGUCUCCGCAGCACACCGAGCACGCUACUUCUGGGGGAACCUGCCCGGCAUGAACAGGCCAUUGGCCUCAACUGUGAAUGAUAAGUUGGAACUGCAGGAGUGCCUGGAACAUGGCAGGAUAGCCAAGUUCAGCAAAGUCCGGACCAUCACCACUCGCUCCAAUUCCAUCAAGCAAGGCAAAGACCAGCACUUCCCCGUCUUCAUGAACGAGAAGGAGGACAUCCUAUGGUGCACCGAGAUGGAGAGGGUCUUUGGCUUUCCGGUCCACUACACAGAUGUGUCCAACAUGAGCCGCCUGGCCAGGCAGAGACUGCUGGGCCGCUCUUGGAGUGUGCCAGUGAUCCGCCACCUCUUCGCCCCCCUGAAGGAGUACUUUGCCUGCGUUUAAAGAGAGACCCCCACGGAACUGGCAAAGCGGAGGAGGAGGAGGAGUCUCAAACACAAC
Molecule: messenger RNA, 3183 nt
Organism: Rhineura floridana
Lineage: Eukaryota; Metazoa; Chordata; Lepidosauria; Squamata; Rhineuridae
Gene: DNMT3A
Product: DNA methyltransferase 3 alpha
Exons: 24
Coding region: 361-3126 (921 amino acids)
Biological process (GO): negative regulation of DNA-templated transcription
Cellular component (GO): nucleus; cytoplasm
Molecular function (GO): DNA (cytosine-5-)-methyltransferase activity
Source: RefSeq, a predicted model, not a curated record